Molecule: messenger RNA, 1953 nt
Organism: Talaromyces rugulosus
Lineage: Eukaryota; Fungi; Ascomycota; Eurotiomycetes; Eurotiales; Trichocomaceae
Exons: 1
Coding region: 1-1953 (650 amino acids)
Biological process (GO): carbohydrate metabolic process
Cellular component (GO): vacuole
Molecular function (GO): beta-galactosidase activity
Source: RefSeq, a predicted model, not a curated record
AUGAAACCAGUCACCAGUAUCAUCCGAGCGAUACUCAUUCUAUUGGCGGUGUCUCCGCUUAAUGCUCUGGCAACCAGCAACGAACAUGUCGAUAACGCGAAUUUCAGCUACAACAACAGGAGUUUUCUACUGAAUGGAGCUCCGUAUCAAAUAAUCGGAGGGCAAAUGGACCCUCAGCGUAUUCCUCGCGCUUACUGGCGCCAGAGGUUGCAAAUGGCGCGAGCAAUGGGCCUAAACACCAUCUUUUCAUACAUAUUUUGGAAUCGCCUAGAGCCACAACCAGGGAAAUGGGACUUCAGCGACCAGAAUGAUGUUGCAGCAUAUUUUCGCUUGGCCCAGGAAGAAGGAUUGCAUGUGGUGUUGCGACCAGGGCCCUAUGUCUGCGGCGAGCAUGACUGGGGUGGGUUCCCAGCGUGGUUGAGCCAGGUACCUGGAAUGGAAGUACGGUCAAACAACGCGCCCUUUCUAAACGCAUCAAAGACUUAUAUCCAGCGACUGGCCAAGGAGGUGCAGGCUCUGCAGGUCAAUAACGGAGGACCGAUAUUGAUGGCUCAGUUGGAGAAUGAAUAUGGGAGCUUUGGGUCGGAUAAAACUUAUCUGAAAGCGCUCGCCACUAUUCUUAGUGACAACUUUGAUGUGUUUCUUUACACAAACGACGGCGGUGGAGAAUCAUAUCUUGCAGGUGGCCAGCUUCAAGGUGUACUUGCAGAAAUCGAUGGCGAUCCCAAGACGGGAUUUGCAGCUCGAGACAAGUACGUGACUGAUUCCAGCAGUCUAGGCCCACUCUUAGAUGGCGAAUACUAUGUCACCUGGCUUGACUCUUGGGCUAGCAACUAUUCGCAUGAGACCGACUCCGGAGAUACAGCUGCGUCCCAGCAAGCCCUCAAAGAUCUAGAUUGGAUUUUAUCAAAUAACAACUCCUUUAGUCUUUAUAUGUUUCACGGCGGCACGAACUGGGGAUUUGACAAUGGCGCAAUAUGGGGUAGUUCCUACCUCGAAGCUGUCACGACAAGCUAUGACUACGGUGCGCCCCUUGAUGAAAGUGGCCGACCUACAAAUAUCUAUUACCAGAUCCGCGACGUCAUCGCAAAAUACCUGCCGGACGGAACCAUCCCAGAUGUACCAAUCGCACCAAAUUUAACCCAGGUAGCGGAAAUUAGUCUGAAACCGACAGUGAGCUUGUUUGAUACCCUGGAUUUUUUCCACAAGACAUCCGCGGACUAUCCCUUGAGCAUGGAAGCUCUAGGUCAGUCAUACGGAUUCGUGUUAUAUGAACAUAUAGCAAAAACCUCUGUUCAAGGCAAAGUCACGUUAGGAGGGGGAAUUCGAGAUCGUGUCAUUGUUUAUGUUAAUAGCAUACGUAUUGGGGUUAUGGAUAGUACAUACGCAGCACCCUCGUCUGAGCAAGUCUCGCUCCAGAAAGAUGACUGUUUGCAACUACUUGUCGAAAAUCUUGGUCGGGUUGACUAUGCACAACAAUUGAAAGAUCAGAUAAAAGGCGUCGUUGGCAAUGUGACCAUGGGCAAUGAAAGCACCGUAUUGACUGGAUGGAGCAUUUAUUCUAUGGAACUAGACAACAUACCCCCUUCCGCUACCACUCAACCAAGUUCUCAAAAGUCGAUACAUGUUGGAAGUGGAGGCCCCCCAGUGUUCUAUCAUGGCUCUUACGCAAUUUCUCCAGAUGUUUCACAAUCCCCACUUAGUCGAGAUACAUUCCUAUCACUACCAAAUGGCGUCAAGGGUGUUGCUUGGGUGAACGGCCGGAAUCUCGGAAGAUACUGGACAAUUGGGCCUCAACAAAGUUUGUAUGUGCCUGGUUGUUUCUUGAACAACGGAACAGAUCUGAAUGAGAUUAUUGUGCUGGAAUUAGAGCCCCGGGGAAAUACUACUUUUUUUGCAAAAGGACUUUCAACUCGGCAUUGGUUUAAUAAUUUUGAUCCGGACGCGCCUUAG